ACUAAGUAAUUCAAAUAUAUAAACUUUGUAAUGUUUGUAUCCUGUAUGGAGCACUGAAUAAAUAAAUUUGACUUCAUUUAGUUUUAAUAGUAACCGGGAAUGUAUGAUAAUUUGAAUGUAAGUAUGGAGUGAAAAAAUCGGACUGAACAAGACAACAUUUACGAAACUCUUCAACAUGGUACAAGGGAGCUUGCAGAUAAAACUACUCCUUCAGCCAAGAAGUGUACACUUUUGGUAUGGUGUACCCUCGUAAAUUCAAUUUUAAAUGGACUGUUGAUUAUCGCAGUAUCUGUUUCUUUAUACAUGUGUUUAAACGUUUCAAAGGCUUCAAAUAGUAAAGAGAGCAUGAGAAAUUUGACUGAAGUUGAGAGUACUUCCGGUUUAGAUAACAUAAAGGUGAUUACAGAUGAGAUCAACAAAAAGUGUGAGGAUGGACUUUCAGACCUGUCUAAAAAUUUGGAAAGACAGACGAAUGAUUUGAGAUCUUCUUCCACAGAAAGCAUGAGAAACGUUUCAGUAGUUGUGGCAAAUAUUAAGAAAGACGUGGAGAAGAGCACUUCCGGUUUAGAUGUCCUAAAGGCAGUAACAGAUGAAGUCAAAACCACUUGCAAGGAUGGUCUUUCAGAUCUGUCCAAAAGACUUGCGGCUUUAGAAAAGCAAAUGAAAGAGUUGGAUCAAGCAACGGAGAAGAAAACACAGACUAUAGCAUUCAAUGUGGCGGAUGCAGUAAAUUACACUGGUUCUGAUGCCAUAAAAUUCUCCAACAUUAUACUAAACAAAGGCGAUGCCUACAACAAAGACACGGGGAUUUUCACACCGCCAAUUGACGGGAUUUAUCAGUUUAAUGCACACAUUUGCGGCAAUAAAACUGUAGACGAUAUAAACUAUUACAUUAAAAUUAACUCAAAAUGGAUUGUUACCGGAGAGUUUACUAUCCCAGCCAGAGCUACAGAUGCAAAGUGUACAUCUUUCAGUGCCGUGGCCUUAGUUAAAAAAGGUGAAAAUGUUCGAGUGGGUGGAAUGUCUUUCUCUCAAUUAGAUGAUUAUAACGAUGAUUAUUGUUCUUUCUCUGGUGUCCUGAUACAAAGCAUAUAAUCAUACAUCACAUUCUCGAUGUAAAUGUCGAGUUUGAGAAAUACUGAACAUUGAAGUAAGACGUGAUCUUACUUCAUUCUAUUUAAAUGUUAAUAAAAUAAACCGGCCCCUGCUUCUUGCUUCCUGUUGAUUUUCACGAAAGUUUGAAAAAUUAUAUGAUUGGUAGAAGCAUGUUGCCAAACGUGUAAAUAUAAAGUGAUUAAACAAAGAUUUAAUCACUUAAUCCAUAUACUUGUUAUAACGUGUCCAUAUAUGGAGAAAUGACCCUUACUAUUAUAUGUUAGUAAAUAGGUAGAAAUAUUGUAAAAUAAUUGUUCAUUCUGUCAUAUUAUGUACAACAUGCAAAGUUCCAUGUGGAUAGUGACGAUUAAUAUAUCCUUGAAAUGUAAAAGCUAUAUCUACGCUACUUGCACUUUACAUUUUUUUUGUUUGAAAAGUAUUCGAAUAUAGAUAUAUUUUUUAUGUGAACGAAAUCAUUGCAAAACUUUUAAAGUCCUUAUUAAGAUUUCUUCCGCGAUACAUUUUAUUUUAUUUACGUAGUGUACCAAUGUGUGUUAAAGAACAGAGUCAUUCUAUAUAAGUUAUAACUCUUUCAAACAAUGCUCAUAAGUUAUGUCAACAACAUCACAGGUUUACUCUUUUUACAUUUUUGAAUAAAAUAUCAUUGGACCUUUAAACUAACGAAACACUCAUAUAUGUAAAACUCUUUGUUUUAUUUGAGUCCAAUUACAUUAUAGUAAAUGGACUAAUGAUAUCUUAGAUUGUCUUAGAUUGUCUAAGAUUGUUUUCAUAUAAACUUCUAAGACAUUUAUAUUAUAUAUCCACGCAUUCAUUUUUUUUCUCUAAAUUUAAGCAUGUCUUGAACAAACAUUAUUAUUAUGAAUGAUUAAAGCUGCGCACCAACUGAGUAAAUAACCUUUCGAACAAUAUAUUAGGAGUUUAUAAGCAAUGUACUGUUUAAAUAUACCCGCUUCGUAUUUAUAAUUUUACAUGUUUCAGGAGAAUAUGACUGAAUUUAUUGACUUUUCGAUUAACCGUUCCUAAUAAAGGAAGAACUGUUUUUGGCAUAUUUUGACAUAAUCUGCAUAAUUCAUGCAUAUUUUAAGUGCUUUGUGGUAGGCUAAAUCAUAUAUACAUAUGAACACAAUUUUAAACAUUCAUUAAAAAAACAAGAUUACUUCCUUGAUAUACGAUUGUUUUAGUCGCUACCAUAUACAUGCAUUUUUUUUU
Molecule: messenger RNA, 2325 nt
Organism: Ruditapes philippinarum (Manila clam)
Lineage: Eukaryota; Metazoa; Mollusca; Bivalvia; Venerida; Veneridae
Product: heavy metal-binding protein HIP-like
Exons: 4
Coding region: 304-1095 (263 amino acids)
Molecular function (GO): protein binding
Source: RefSeq, a predicted model, not a curated record